GACUGCACGUCCCCGGAGGAGCGGGCCAAGCUCAAGAGCGAGCAGGACUACGCCGUGCGCAUCCUUCCCCUGGUCCGUGAGCACCACCUGCUUCUGGUCACGUUGCUCCUCUUCAACACCGUGGCCAACGAGGCUCUGCCGGUCUUCUUGGACAGGCUCCUGCCUUCCUGGGCUGCGGUCUUGCUGUCGGUGAGCGUUGUCCUUAUUUGUGGCGAGAUCCUGCCUUCGGCAGUCUUCACCGGCCCGAACCAGUUUGCCAUCGCAUCGGCGCUGGUGCCCUUGGUCCAGGUCUUGCAGGUCCUCUUCUUCCCGGUCGCCCGGCCCAUUGCCAACGUCUUGGACCAAAUGUUCAAAGACGAG
Symbiodinium necroappetens is the source of this 360-nucleotide messenger RNA. NCBI's taxonomy places the organism in Eukaryota, Dinophyceae, Suessiales, Symbiodiniaceae. The record is from the annotation of a GenBank genome assembly.